This is a messenger RNA of Mycetomoellerius zeteki, 3960 nucleotides long. It is a transcript of the gene dcma, whose product is annotated as decima. The transcript is spliced from 5 exons. Gene Ontology annotation, cellular component: membrane. The record is from RefSeq and is a predicted model, not a curated record. Bases 1044 to 1772 code for a protein of 242 amino acids. Lineage: Eukaryota; Metazoa; Arthropoda; Insecta; Hymenoptera; Formicidae.
UGCUACAGUUCGUAUAGUGCCGCUCUCCGCCACCGCAUUGCUCUCACGGUGCUUUCAUAUCUCGGGCAAGGAGGGUAAACUUCGAUGAUGUCGUGAUCCCGUGAGAGGAGCACACGCGAGAGUCACGCGUACAUACGUGACCAAGGAGGACCGGGGCGGUGGUGUUGCGCUGAUCCCACGCGAUCAUCCCGCUGAGGGGGCGAGAUGACGUCUCGACGGAGCGCCGUGCGACCUCGUCGCUCGUCGCGGAUCGCCGCUUCUCGCGCGUAAACCCAAAUUCCACUCGUGAAAUUCCCGCCCGACCGCCCGCGACGUCGAUAUCGAAUCUCGUCCGAGAUUCGUUCCCCUAGGCACCAAAUUUUCACCCUGGGACGUCUCCGUCAAACGACGAGAUAGAGUAAAGAUACGCGACGGUCGCCCGACUUGAGAAACUGUAGUUUGUACAUAACUAAAACUCGUCCCGCGAGACAGCUUCCGCGGAGAGAAACUUCUACGCGCUAAUCCCGAGUUCCGAGAUUGGAAUUUAAACUCUUACGAGAGAAAUCGUCAUUAACCCCGCCUGGCGCGAAUCGAAGGAUGCACGUGAUCCUAUUUAACGCUAUAUCCGAUUAGAAUAUGUCGCGUAAGUCUUUAAAAAGCAAACGAGGGGAAAAGGUCGAGCACGCUGCAGCGACUACACCGCUCCGGUGGCGGCCGAGAGAUGACUAUACCAGUGGCGAGAGAGAGAGAACGAUAAGCCUAUUAUCAGCUAGCUUUAAGUGAAGCGGGAUUGAUCGUGUAAAAAUAACCGGCGCGCAGCACAAAAAAAGAGGAUCACGUGGCGGGAAUGCGCGCGAGAUACACUUUGCGGCGGCAAUUAUAUCAGUGCGAGGUACGCGAUCGUCAAGAAGACCGUAAGUGAAACCCCGUGGGUGACUUCCGGUCCGGGAAGGGGGUUCCCGCGUGAGCCGCGUACCUCGCUCGCCGCUCCGGAAAUGCUCGCGGGGAUCGCCGUAGUGUCGGGUGAUGACGAUUGGCGAGCGAAUUGUCCGUAACAAGAUUAGAUGAUGACGGAUUCCCCGACACCAUCGACCAGCAGACAUCACGACGACAAAUGCGACAAGCCCGAGAGAUCUGAUAAGACGGUGUUACUGCAAAUUCAGGACAUAAAUAGUCAGGUAGCGCAGUUCCGAGAUUUGCUCAUUAAUAUCGGACAGCCGCGCGACUGUCCGGAGCUGCGCGAAAAAAUACGGAAGCUGCGUCGAAACUGCGUGGAGGCUUGCAAGAAUACAUCUCAACUGGUACUGCCGCAUGUGCAAAGUGCUAUGGACGUAGGAAUACCGGUUGACAGUCCAAAUCUGGUGCUGUUGUUUUACGUGGCUCAACUCUUCUUACGCGAACUGCACAAGAGUAAAAACCUCAUAUCCAUCAUACCCAUGGACAUGACCGGAUAUUACGAGAAUCGCGCUGGUCCCUCGUAUAUCGGCAAUGUGGUCUCGCAGAUCCUCCUGUGCAAACAGAUUAGACCGGACUUCAACGAAGAGGAGCUCUGCAGCAUACGAAAGGACUCGGAAGAGAUCGGCCAGCUGAUAGCGGAGCUACAAGAAUUUAUGCCCCAAUCUGAGGCUGACACGGAGAAACCGGUGGCCCUUCACAAUCCUGGGAACAAAAUCAAUCGGAACAACGGAACACGGAGGAUGCAUCGAUGGAGCAGCAACAGAGACCGACAAUCGUCCUACUUCCGCAACGGUUUCAGAUUUCUGUGCUGCGCCGCGAGUACUAAUUACGUUUAACGUACAUAUAAUUCAUCUCGAUUUAUUAAAACGUAAUAUAGUUCCGAUUAAUUUAAUAAUGAAUAAUUAACGCACUGAUAUUUUCGCAGUGAUUUCAACGCUAAAUUCCCUAAAAUAAAAAGUUAACAGGAAUCGACGGGGCUUCGGCUUCGUAAACUAAUCACGAUGAAAAGUUCCGUUUAUAAAGUAUCCUAAGAAAGGCGUAGUAAAUAGUUUGGCGAUUUAUCUUCGGAGGAAUGCUCAAAGUCGCUUCGCUUUCGACGAAGCUUUAAUAUCACGCGUUCAUUUAUCGUAAUUUCUCAACCAGUCUCCGCAUCAUUAAUAUACGUCUCUCUUAGGAUACUCUCUAUGAAAGACUAUACGGACAAAGAACGUUGCAACGAUAACGUCGGAAGAUACACUUCGAGAGGCCUAACCAAAAGGCCUAAAGCCUAAACCUGUCCCACUCGAGAGAUAUCCUUGGAACAAAUUUUUAACGCACGUACAGCCGGUGACAAUCAAAGUAGAAGCUCGAGAUGUCAAUAAUUAUUACAAAUCACAUCGCGAUAGAUACGGGUAAACAGAUGACGGGAACAGAUGAGGCAAGUAGGGGGAAUUUCAGCACUUUUUUCGUCUUUCAACAAGAAUUUUAGUGGCACUCGAUACUGCUCCCAUUUUUUGGACGUUCUUCUGUAGUCUUCUCUCCUAAGAACUCGCUGUCCCAUUAAAUUUCCAAGUCGCGGACAAAAGAGCCGCCAGUGUCGAGGAGCCUCUUUAUUCAAGUCCACUCCACAAUCGUUUCAUCAAUCCCGCUAUAAUUGCUCGGAUGAUCUAACUCAAAUUUUUUCAAAAUCGUAUCUCUUACGGUAAUCAAUUUUCUCGGUUCGUCGCGUUUAGAUCUAUCGUUUGUGUCAAAUUUAAUCGAUCUUCAACAAGAUAAAUCUAAUAAUAAUCGCUCGUAAUCAAAACUAGCUCGUAAUCUUUCGAUUCCGGAUCUUCAAAUCCUAGAAUCUAGACGAACGCAUUUGAAUAUAUUGUCGAACGUAAUGUCGAAUAUAUUGUCAGAAUAAAUCGCGUCUGUGUCGUGUCAAAACGAGUAGAUGGUACAUUAUGGAGCAAUUAUAAUAUCCUAGCGUAUUUACAAGUGAGUGGACCAACCUCGAUCUAUUUAUAAUGCGCGACGGACGCACACGCAUUAUAGCUGUAGGUAUCCGCGUUUCGCAUCUCGCGUAUAUAUAUGUACAUAGAGAUUGUCUACAAAGCAAUACGUAGGAGUUCACACAGAGAAGCGUUGCGCAGAGAUAUAAAUACAUAUGUAUAUGUAUUAUAUAUAUGUAUGUAUAUAAACGAACAUAGAUUUAGUCGCGUACGAUCGUUCAUACAUUUCUCUCACAUGUAUGAAAUAUUAUUAUAUAGCCGGAAGCACCAUCGUUAUCUCGUGACUUUAACCCUAAACAGUAUCGGUGUUACUCAAUAAAAAUAAAAGAGAACUGAGAGAAAAAUCUGUCUAAAGCUUUAACGAUCAGUUUUGUUCCGGAAGGUUGCUUUUGGUGCUUUAACUCGCAAUAAUAAAUCUAUCUAUUGAUAUAUCGCAGUGCAAAAGGGAUAUUUUUGUAUUUUCGCACAAAUGGAGCGUUACUGUUUCGGGUUAAUAACGAUGCUGCAUACGACCAGCCUGCAGCGGGCAUCUAUGAAGAAAAAACAAGAAAGAGGAAGAGAUCGAUACUAUGAGAGCGUUAAACAGCCGUAUACAUUUACGACCGCAAUAAUAUAAUAUAAAAGAUACAAGAUAUUUUAUUACUUUCUCUUUUUAUCCGAAUAUUCUGACAUACUUUUUUAAAAAAUGACCGCACCUUUGAGUAUCUCCCGCGUUAAUUGUUACGUUCAUCAAGGGAUCAUACGUGAUAUCUCGAAUAUUCUAUAUAGUAACUCGAUUGAGUUGUUACGUAAAUUAGACUAAUUGUAAGAUCGCGUAACGCGCAACAGGAGAGAGUGACUAUUUUAUACGCGUUGCGCGGAAAGAGACGAAAAGACACAGAAUGAUUCGCGGUGGAAUGACCACGUCAUGGCACGUUUCUUCUCCUAUUCCAAGCGACGCGAGAUUGUACGUUCGAUUAAAUUACACAUAUCAAUCGUGAUCGGGAUCGAAGAGAGAAAAAAAAAGAAGAAACGAUCGGCGAUCUAGGGCAUCAUUCUUAAAAAAUUAUAU